This is a messenger RNA of Cooperia oncophora, 330 nucleotides long. The record is from the annotation of a GenBank genome assembly. Lineage: Eukaryota; Metazoa; Nematoda; Chromadorea; Rhabditida; Trichostrongylidae.
AUGUGCAACUGCAAGAAGGUCCUUUUCGCUAUUCUGUCAUACUUACCCGUUCAGGCCGAAUCUCUGCAUAUUCAUCCGCUGUACUUGGCUUUGCCGGCUACGGUAGCAUGUUCAUUCGCCUUCAUGCUUCCAAUGGCUACUCCCCCAAAUGCAGUCGUGUUUGAUACGAGGAUUGUUGGAAUGCUAGAAAUGGUCACCACCGGAGUACUGCUCAACAUCUGUUGUAUCCUGAUCACAGUGCUCAACAUGAAUACCUGGACAUAUUGGUUGUUUGACUUGGGCACGGUACCGUUGAUAGAACGACAUCACAACGCUACACUCCGUUGCUAG